Messenger RNA from Vanessa tameamea, 2721 nucleotides. It is a transcript of the gene RnrL, whose product is annotated as ribonucleoside-diphosphate reductase large subunit. Gene Ontology annotation, cellular component: ribonucleoside-diphosphate reductase complex. The record is from RefSeq and is a predicted model, not a curated record. Gene Ontology annotation, biological process: DNA replication; deoxyribonucleotide biosynthetic process. The coding region runs from base 253 to 2640 and encodes 795 amino acids. The transcript has 5 exons. Lineage: Eukaryota; Metazoa; Arthropoda; Insecta; Lepidoptera; Nymphalidae. Gene Ontology annotation, molecular function: ribonucleoside-diphosphate reductase activity, thioredoxin disulfide as acceptor; ATP binding.
UAGUACCUCUACUUACUACUUGCAUUCAACUCUGGACUAGAACUUCAAGCUACUGGAAUUAAAGAAUAAACUACUCAAUUUUAUUACAAAUAGUUGCGUUUGCUUACAUUCAGCUUUUAUAAUAAUAAUUAUUCAGAACAAUAUUCAAAUAACCAGUUCAUAUCAUUGUUAAAAUAUAUAUAUAACGUCUGUUUUGAAUCGUUUUGUUACGAGAGUCGUGCCUAAAUUUAUCGGGCUUAUAAUAUUUCUAAAAUGGUCGGGAAAAGUAGCAAGUUGUAUGUACUUAAGAGAGGUGGAAGAAUGGAGGAAGUUCAUAUUGAUAAAAUUACAUCAAGAAUCAAAAAAUUAUGUUAUGGUUUAAAUAUGGACUUUGUUGACCCCGUCAGCAUAACAUUGAAAGUCAUUAGUGGUAUUUACUCUGGAGUAACAACAGUUGAACUUGAUAAUCUGGCUGCUGAAACGGCAGCUACAAUGACAACUGAUCAUCCAGAUUAUGCAAUUCUAGCUGCUCGCUUAGCCAUAUCAAAUUUGCACAAAGAAACUAAAAAGCAUUUUUCAGAGGUCAUGACUGAUUUAUAUAAUAUAAUAAAUCCACAUACUAACAAAAGAGAAGCAAUGAUAUCAGAGUUUCAUUAUAAUAUAACAAUGAAUAAUAAGGAUAGACUAGAUUCUGCUAUUGUUUAUGAUCGAGAUUUUAAAUACAAUUAUUUCGGAUUUAAGACUUUGGAGAGAUCAUAUUUGUUAAAAAUUAACAACAAGGUUGCAGAAAGGCCUCAACACAUGCUUAUGCGAGUUUCUAUUGGAAUACAUGGAGAAGAUAUUGAUUCUGCAAUUAAUACUUAUAAUUUGCUGUCAGAAAAAUAUUUUACACAUGCAAGUCCAACAUUAUUUUCGGCCGCUACUCCAAGACCUCAGCUUUCCUCUUGCUUUCUUAUAGCAAUGAAAGAUGACAGUAUAGAAGGUAUAUAUGAUACACUUAAACAAUGUGCUUUAAUAUCUAAAUCAGCUGGAGGUAUUGGCCUUCAUGUGCAUUGCAUAAGAGCUAAGGGAACUUACAUAGCUGGCACAAAUGGAAUCUCAAAUGGUCUUGUCCCAAUGUUAAGAGUGUAUAAUAACACAGCUAGGUAUGUGGACCAAGGUGGUAACAAACGACCAGGAGCAUUUGCUGUUUAUUUGGAACCUUGGCAUGCAGACAUAUUUGAGUUUUUAGAUCUAAAAAAAAAUACUGGCAAAGAAGAAGUUAGAGCAAGGGAGUUAUUUUAUGCUUUAUGGAUACCAGAUUUAUUUAUGAAAAGGGUAGAAAAAAAUGAAAAUUGGAGCCUCAUGUGUCCUAAUAACUGUCCUGGAUUAGCUGAUUGUUGGGGUGAUGAAUUUGAAGCCUUGUAUGAAAAAUAUGAACAGGAAAAUCGCUUUGUUAAACAAGUAAGGGCUCAGAUUUUAUGGAAAGCAAUUAUAGAGGCUCAAGUUGAAACAGGAACCCCAUUUAUGCUUUAUAAAGAUUCAUGCAACAGAAAAAGUAACCAAAAAAACCUUGGCACUAUUAAAUGCAGCAACCUCUGUACAGAAAUUGUAGAAUACACAUCAUCAGAUGAAGUGGCUGUAUGCAAUCUAGCUUCUAUAGCUGUAAAUAUGUUUGUUGAAAAUAAAACUUUUAACUUUCAAAAAUUAAAAGAAGUGACAAAAAUUAUAACCCAGAAUUUAAAUAAGAUUAUUGAUGUUAACUUUUACCCAGUGCCAGAAGCGAAAAAUUCUAACAUGAGGCACAGACCAAUUGGCAUUGGUGUUCAAGGAUUAGCUGAUGCAUUUGUAUUGAUGAGAAUACCAUAUGAAAGUGAAAAAGCAAUAUUACUCAAUCAACAAAUAUUUGAAACUAUUUAUUAUGGUGCAUUGGAAGCUAGUUGUGAAUUAGCUGAGAAGGAAGGUGUUUAUAGUACUUAUGAAGGUAGUCCGGCUAGCCAAGGUAUUUUACAAUAUGAUAUGUGGAACAAGACUCCUACGGACUUGUGGGAUUGGACAGCACUUAAAGAAAAGAUUGCCAAAAAUGGUCUUCGUAAUUCUCUUCUAUUGGCUCCAAUGCCAACAGCUUCUACAGCACAAAUACUUGGAAACAAUGAAUCUUUUGAACCAUUUACUUCCAACAUAUACCAAAGAAGGGUUCUAUCUGGUGAAUUUCAAGUUGUUAAUCAUCAUCUCUUAACAGAUUUAACUCAAGCUGAUUUAUGGGACGAGGAAAUGAAGAAUUUGAUAAUUCACAAUAAUGGAUCAAUACAAAAUAUAGAAAGAAUUCCAAAGGAAAUAAGAGAUUUGUACAAGACAGUUUGGGAGAUUUCAGUAAAAACAACUAUACAGAUGGCUGCAGAUAGAGGAGCAUUUAUUGAUCAAAGUCAAUCGUUUAAUAUUCAUGUAGCUGAACCUAACUAUGGGAAGUUGACAUCUAUACAUUUUUAUGCAUGGAAGAUGGGUUUGAAAACUGGAAUGUACUAUCUACGUACCAAACCAGCCGCUAAUGCUAUUCAAUUUACUGUGGAUAAGUCUAAAGUUCAAGUUACAAAUGGCAAGUCGGAGAAGGAUGAAGCUAACUUGUCUAUGAUUGCUUGUUCUUUGGCAAACAAAGAUGAAUGUCUGAGCUGUGGCUCUUAACUAUUAAAUAAGUUUUUUUAUCAAGUACUUACCUAAUAAAUCAUUAAACAAUACCCUCGAAUAAACAAUAUUAUUUUUAAA